Messenger RNA from Aureobasidium pullulans EXF-150, 1276 nucleotides. RefSeq lists its product as uncharacterized. NCBI's taxonomy places the organism in Eukaryota, Fungi, Ascomycota, Dothideomycetes, Dothideales, Saccotheciaceae. The record is from RefSeq and is a predicted model, not a curated record. The transcript has 2 exons. The coding region runs from base 1 to 1239 and encodes 412 amino acids.
AUGAGCUCUCAAGACUACCCCCUCCGCAGCUCUGGCAUUUACCGCAACUUGCCAACCUUCGAUCCUUCCAUCAAGGGCUUGAACGCUGUUGUCGUGGGUGCCACUGGAAUUUCUGGUUUCAACACUAUCCGCUCUCUUCUCGACUCUCCUGGUCGAUGGUCCACCAUCUAUGCCCUUUCUCGUAGCCCCAUUCCGGAAGAGAUGCUUUCGCUCCUCACCGAAGAGCAGCAAUCACACAUCAAGCACGUGUCCAUUGACCUCACCGCUUCCGGAGACAAGCUCGCCUCUCAACUCAAGGAAGGUGGUGUCAAGGCUGAUUACGUCUUCUUCUAUGGUUACAUUUCACCCAAGAAUGUCUCUGCCAUGGAUCCAAAGGCAGAAGAGGAACUCGUCAAGGCCAACGUUCCCAUCUUCAAGAACUUCCUGGAAGCCUUGGAAACCGCAAAGCUGGAACCCAAGCGUAUUCUUUUGCAAACCGGAGGCAAAAACUACGGUGGUCAGAUCGGCAGAGCAAGAUUGCCGUACAUUGAAAGCGACCCCCAACCCCGCCACCUGUCCCAAAACUUCUACUACCCCCAAGAAGACAUGCUGAAAAAGUACUGUCAAGACCAUCCUUCGACGAGUUGGAAUGUGAUUCGUCCUUUUGGAGUCAUCGGCUCGGUGUCAAAGGCAGGCAUGAACAUGAUGCUUCCCUUCGCCAUCAUAGCAUCCGUCCAAGCCAACGAAUGGGCUGUCCUAGAAAACAAAUGCGCAAACCAAGCUUUCAACGCUCACGACGGCAGUCCCAUGUCUUGGGAUCUCUUCUACAACGAAAUGGCCCGCUGGUACGGUGCCCCCGGUGUCGCAGGCCCCGAACUCGACGAUUCCAAAUUCAACGAUGUGGUGCUCGCAGGAGGCAAAGACAGCCCUCUCGGCUACGGUCCACCCACCCGCAUCAGAUUAUCCCGCAGCGCCGCAGACUGGGCCAAAAACGACACCAACAAAACCACCUACGAACAAAUCAUACAAGAAUCGAAUGGAAGCAUCAAAACCAACGCCUACGAAGACAACAUGGAACAAUUCGACAUGGUGGAUUUCGUCUACUACAAAAUCGGUCAACCUUCCUCUGCCAAGUUCCGCAGGUUCGGGUUCAGUGGGUUUGUGGAUACGAUUGAGAGUGUGUUUGAAAUGUACACUGAUCUGGCAAAGAUGGGUAUAAUCCCCGCUCCCAAAGUCGAGGCUGCUAAGCCCAUGAUUUAGACAUUUCCUCAAAGAUCACAAAAAUUCAAUAUAGACG